GCUCCGAGGAGGAGCCUGGCGCCGCCAUUUUCCUGCAGCUGCCUGUCCCUCUUGCCCAGCCCGGCUCCAGCUGACCAGGGAAGGGGUGGGCUGAGCUGAGGCGGGGGCAGGGGAGUGCCCGACACUGUGCCUGACCCCGCGGGUGACACGAGCCGGUUCUUUCCGGGCUAGGUGGCAGCGCGCGGCCCUCAGCCCCGCCCCAGGCCGGCAGGCGGAGAAGGAGCCGGUGGGGGUAGGGGGUGCGGUGGGGGGUGGGGGUCCUCCGGCGCUUGGGGGUCCCAGUCCCCGCCGGCUGCCGAGCGGGAGGGGUGGCGGAGGAGCCGCAGAGAUGUCCGGCCAGAGCUUGACGGACCGAAUCACCGCCGCCCAGCACAGUGUCACCGGCUCCGCCGUAUCCAAGACAGUAUGCAAGGCCACGACCCACGAGAUCAUGGGGCCCAAGAAAAAGCACCUGGACUACUUAAUUCAGUGCACAAAUGAGAUGAAUGUGAACAUCCCACAGUUGGCAGACAGUUUAUUUGAAAGAACUACUAAUAGUAGUUGGGUCGUGGUCUUCAAAUCUCUCAUUACAACUCAUCAUUUGAUGGUGUAUGGAAAUGAGCGUUUUAUUCAGUAUUUGGCUUCAAGAAACACAUUGUUUAACUUAAGCAAUUUUUUGGAUAAAAGUGGAUUGCAAGGAUAUGACAUGUCUACAUUUAUUAGGCGGUAUAGUAGAUAUCUUAAUGAAAAAGCAGUUUCAUACAGACAAGUUGCAUUUGAUUUCACAAAAGUGAAAAGAGGGGCUGAUGGUGUGAUGAGAACAAUGAACACAGAAAAACUGCUUAAAACUGUACCAAUUAUUCAAAAUCAGAUGGAUGCCCUUCUUGAUUUUAAUGUUAAUAGCAAUGAACUUACAAAUGGGGUAAUAAAUGCUGCCUUCAUGCUCCUGUUCAAAGAUGCCAUUAGACUGUUUGCAGCAUACAAUGAAGGAAUUAUUAACCUGUUGGAAAAAUAUUUUGAUAUGAAAAAGAACCAAUGCAAAGAAGGUCUGGACAUCUAUAAGAAGUUCCUGACUAGGAUGACAAGAAUCUCAGAGUUUCUUAAAGUUGCAGAGCAAGUUGGAAUUGACAGAGGUGAUAUACCAGACCUUUCACAGGCCCCCAGCAGUCUACUUGAUGCUUUGGAACAACAUUUAGCUUCCUUGGAAGGAAAGAAAAUCAAAGAUUCUACAGCUGCAAGCAGGGCAACAACACUUUCCAACGCAGUCUCUUCCCUGGCAAGCACUGGCCUGUCUCUAACCAAAGUGGAUGAAAGGGAAAAGCAGGCAGCAUUAGAGGAAGAACAGGCUCGUUUAAAAGCUUUAAAGGAACAGCGCCUAAAAGAACUUGCAAAGAAACCUCAUACCUCUUUAACAACUGCAGCCUCUCCUGUGUCCACCUCUGCAGGGGGUAUAAUGACUGCACCAGCCAUUGACAUAUUUUCUACCCCUAGUUCUUCUAACAGCACAUCAAAGCUACCAAAUGAUCUGCUUGAUUUACAACAGCCAACUUUUCACCCAUCUGUACUUCCUAUGCCAUCUACUUCUCAGGUAGCAAGUACAUGGGGAGAUCCUUUCUCUGCUACUGUAGAUGCUGUUGAUGAUGCCAUUCCAAGCUUAAAUCCUUUCCUCACAAAAAGUAGUGGUGAUGUUCACCUUCCCAUUUCUUCAGAUGUAUCCACUUUUACUACUAGGACACCUACUCAUGAAAUGUUUGUUGAUUCUUUUUGUGGCACUCAGGCUUAUCCUGAUUCUACCCUUAUGUGCCACGAGUCUUCUGCUGUAGCUGGUUUAUUUGGAGGAUUCACUCCAUCUCCAGUUGCACAGCCACAUCCUUCAGCUGGCCUUAAUGUUGACUUUGAAUCUGUGUUUGGAAAUAAAUCUACCAACGUUAUUGUAGAUUCUGGGGGCUUUGAUGAACUAGGUGGACUUCUCAAACCAACAGUGGCUUCUCAGAACCAGAGUCUUCCUGUUGCCAAACUUCCACCUAACAAGUUAGUAUCUGAUGACUUGGAUUCAUCCUUAGCAAACCUUGUGGGCAAUCUUGGCAUUGGAAAUGGAACCACUAAGAAUGAUGUAAAUUGGAGUCAGCCAGGUGAAAAGAAGCUAACUGGAGGAUCUAACUGGCAACCAAAGGUUGCACCAACAACUGCUUGGAAUGCUGCAACAAUGAAUGGCAUGCAUUUUCCACAAUACGCACCCCCUGUAAUGGCCUAUCCUGCUACUACACCAACAGGCAUGAUAGGAUAUGGAAUCCCUCCUCAAAUGGGAAGUGUACCUGUAAUGACACAACCAACCUUAAUAUAUAGCCAGCCUGUCAUGAGACCACCAAACCCCUUUGGUCCUGUAUCAGGAGCACAGAUACAGUUUAUGUAACUAGAUGGAAGAGAAUGGAAUUAUUCCAAAAAGACAAGUGCUCAAGCAGCAAAUACUUACUUCGAGCAAAAUCCAAACUGCUGUCUCUUAAACUCUCUUCUUCCAUUAGGAUGCUACAGUAACCCAGUGAAGGCCCAUGAAGGAAAUUGGGACUAGUAUAUAGGAGAACGUAUCAAUACAGUUUAUAAAGCCAAGAAUUGCCAUGAUUUCAGACUAAGAUCUUUUUGGUGACUAACCCUUCAGUUCUUUCAACUCUUAUUAAUACCCAUAAUCAGUAACCUACCAAGAAAAAAGCCCUUAUUUGGAAAGUGUGAAAUUUGUAUUUGGAAAAGCUGCCUGGAGAGAAGAGCUGUGUCCUUUCCUGUAAUGCAACAGGACUCUUUUGGGGGGAUCAAAAUCAUAAUUCUUAAUUAUGCAGUAUCUUUCUUUUCUCCAGUCCUCACAGACACAGAAACAGUAACUAAAAUUAACUUUUCUUUUAAAAAAUUAUAUAUUCAGUUUGCAGUAGACAUUCCUUAAGUAUUUGUAUUUAUUUAUGAUUAUCAAUUUACGUAACAUUAAUAUUGUAUCAGACCUCCUUAUGAAAAUGAGUAUGGAUGUAAACAGUAUGUUUGAUUUUUAUCCAUAAGAAUGAAUCUGAUUCCGAAUGCUUUUCAGCUGACAUACAGAGCACUAAAUAUUUUAAGGCAAGUCCAUAGGUCUGAAUCGCUUCAGAAUUCUCAGUCUCUAUGGGAUUUAGGGAAGCAUUAUAAAUGCAUUAAUCCUUAUAGUCAAUUCUGUGCCUAGGAUUUUGCAAGGGAACAGUUCACUGACUAGGAAAAGCACUACAUUUUAAAUUCAGCAUUAGUGCAUUGGGAAGGAACUUUACUGCUUUGUGCUUGGCAUGUCAUUAUUUUCCAUUUGACAUUAGGGCCUUUCCAAAAUGAAUGUGAGGAAUUGCUUUCACUUCAAGACUUUCCUUCUUUUCAGUAAAACUCUAGGAGGUGUUAUGGGGGGAGGGAAGGGGACAAAAUCCUUGAAACCUUUUAUUUGGCUCAUGCCAUGUUAUGAUCAUGUACCUUUUAAAUAAGGGGAAAUAGUAUCUUUAAAGUUAAUGUCUAGCCAAGAGUUUAGUUAACGAAGAAUUAAACUGCACUGUUGAUCGGUGCUUUGUGUAAAUACAUCUUAACGUUUCGGUUGAGAGGGGCCUUAAGAAGGACAGUUCGUUGUAGGAAAGCAAUUCUGUACAUGAGUUUAAGCAUACUUGUUGCAUUGUCUCUGCAGAUUCUAUUUUUGUUUACAAUAUUAAAAUGUAUGUUAGCAAAAAUGGGUGGAUUUUCAAAUAAAAUGCAGCUUCCACAAAAUUUUUGUUAUGGUA
Messenger RNA from Leopardus geoffroyi (Geoffroy's cat), 3749 nucleotides. RefSeq names its product phosphatidylinositol binding clathrin assembly protein (gene PICALM). The record is from RefSeq and is a predicted model, not a curated record. The transcript is spliced from 22 exons. Gene Ontology annotation, cellular component: clathrin-coated vesicle; synaptic vesicle; clathrin-coated pit. Gene Ontology annotation, biological process: clathrin coat assembly; synaptic vesicle budding from presynaptic endocytic zone membrane; clathrin-dependent endocytosis. Gene Ontology annotation, molecular function: clathrin heavy chain binding; phosphatidylinositol-4,5-bisphosphate binding; SNARE binding. NCBI's taxonomy places the organism in Eukaryota, Metazoa, Chordata, Mammalia, Carnivora, Felidae. The coding region runs from base 329 to 2392 and encodes 687 amino acids.